Molecule: messenger RNA, 4054 nt
Organism: Artibeus jamaicensis (Jamaican fruit-eating bat)
Lineage: Eukaryota; Metazoa; Chordata; Mammalia; Chiroptera; Phyllostomidae
Gene: COL28A1
Product: collagen type XXVIII alpha 1 chain
Exons: 36
Coding region: 125-3565 (1146 amino acids)
Molecular function (GO): serine-type endopeptidase inhibitor activity
Source: RefSeq, a predicted model, not a curated record
UCAAUAGCCAGUUGAAUCCCCAACGAUGGUUCUUGCUGUUGGUAUUAGCUUAAGCAGUCUUUAAUUCUGGUUUGACACACUUGAUAAGGUGCUACAGGCAGAUGAUUUUUCACCAUCUACCAAAAUGUGGACCAGACACAUUGUCUUUUAUCUCCUGCUUUCACCAGCUUUUAUGAGUCAAACAACAUAUGGACAAAGAAAGAAAGAAUCAAAGUCCAACUUACUUGCAAGAAAAAAUAAUCGCCAGGACAUCGCUUGCUCCGUAGAUGUCAUCUUCAUCGUAGACAGCUCUGAAAGUGCUCAAAUUACCCUCUUUGAUAAACAGAAAGAUUUUGUGGCUAACUUGAGUGACAGGAUUUUCCAAAUGACCCCAGUUUACUACUUGAAAUAUGACAUAAAACUGGCAGCUCUGCAGUUUAGCAGCUCUGUCCAAAUUGACCCACCUUUUUCUUCUUGGAAGAAUCUACAGACUUUUAAGAAGAGGGUCAAGUCUAUGAAUUUCAUUGGACAAGGUACUUACUCAUAUUAUGCCAUCUCCAAUGCCACUAGGCUACUUAAGAAAGAAGGACGUAAAGAUGGCGUAAAAGUAGCUUUGCUGAUGACUGACGGCAUCGACCACCCAAAGAGUCCGGAUGUUCAAAGUAUUUCUGAAGACGCCAGGACUGCAGGGAUAUUAUUUAUUACCAUUGGACUUUCUACUGUAGUCAAUGAAGCCAAACUUCGUUUGAUAUCCGGGGAUUCAUCUAGUGAACCCAUUCUACUGCUGAGUGAUCCAGCCCUUGUAGAUACAAUUCAGGAUCGCCUGGAUAUCUUAUUUGAAAAGAAGUGUGAACGCAAGAUCUGUGAGUGUGAGAAGGGGGAUCCAGGCGAUCCGGGGCCCCCGGGUAACGAUGGAAACCCAGGUAUCAAAGGUGAGCGAGGACAAAAAGGAAACCCUGGUGAUGCUCAAAAAGGAGAACCUGGAGAAAGAGGCCCAGGGGGAAUUCCUGGGUACAAGGGUGAGAAGGGUGUACGUGGAGAAUGUGGUAAACCAGGAAUAAAAGGUGACAAAGGAUCCCAGGGGUCAUAUGGACCAAAAGGACCCAGAGGAGUUCAGGGCAUUAGUGGACCUCCAGGGGACCCAGGCCCGAAGGGAAUUCAAGGCAAUAAGGGUGAGCCAGGUCCUCCGGGUCCUUAUGGUCCUCCAGGAGUCCCGGGUAUGGGACAGCAAGGUAUCAAGGGAGAGAGAGGCCAGGAAGGAAGAACUGGGGCUCCAGGACCCAUUGGCAUUGGUGAGCCAGGCCAGCCAGGUCCCCGUGGUCCUCAGGGAGAACCAGGAGACAGGGGCUUACCAGGAGAUGGAUUUCCAGGACCAAAGGGUGAAAAAGGUUCUGAAGGACCAAUUGGCCCCCAAGGAUUACAAGGCUUGUCAAUCAAAGGGGACAAGGGGGAUUUGGGACCCAUGGGACCCCAAGGACCAAUGGGCAUCCCUGGACUCGGGAGUCAAGGGGAACAGGGAAUCCAAGGUCCUAUUGGUCCCCCUGGUCCACAAGGACCUCCAGGACAGGGAUUACCUGGUUCCAAGGGAGAAGUAGGCCAGAUGGGACCUCCAGGCCCUAGAGGACCAGUGGGGGUUGGAGUACAAGGCCCAAAGGGGGCGCCAGGAACAAUAGGGCUCCCAGGCCAGCCAGGAGUACCAGGAGAGGACGGAGCUGCAGGGAAGAAGGGAGAAGCAGGGCUCCCAGGAGCCAGAGGCCCAGAAGGACCACCUGGAAAAGGACAGCCUGGCCCCAAGGGAGACGAAGGAAAGAAAGGGAGCAAAGGAAAUUCGGGACAGAGGGGAUUUCCGGGGCCCGAAGGGCCAAAGGGUGAUCCAGGGGUUAUGGGCCCCUUUGGGCUGCCUGGAGCAUCAAUUCCUGGACCACCUGGGACAAAGGGAGACAGAGGAGGACCUGGGUUGCCUGGACUUAAAGGAGAUCCUGGCAUUGCUAUUCGAGGACCAAAGGGUGCCCAAGGCCCUCAAGGACCAGUGGGUGCUCCAGGACUCAAAGGCGAUGGCUAUCCUGGUGUGGCUGGACCUCGAGGAUUACCAGGACCCCCUGGACCGAUGGGCUUACGUGGAGUGGGGGACACCGGACCAAAGGGAGAGCCGGGAGUCAGAGGACCGCCAGGCCCCACUGGGCCUCGGGGCCUGGGAACCCAAGGGCCAAAGGGUAAUAUUGGGCAGAAAGGCUUGCCUGGCCCUCCUGGCAUCCCUGGCUAUGGAUCACAAGGAAUUAAGGGAGAGCAAGGACCUCAAGGCCUUCCGGGGCCAAAGGGCACGACCGGCCAUGGCUUCCCUGGCCAGAAGGGGGAGCAUGGAGACCGGGGUGAUCCAGGGAUAAAAGGCAACAAAGGGGAAAUUGGAGAGCCCGGAUCACCAGGAAAACAGGGGUUACAGGGACCAAAAGGAGACAAAGGACUUACAAAAGAAGAAAUUAUCAAACUUAUUUUUGAAAUAUGCGGUUGCGGGCCAAAAUGUGAAGAGCGUCCGUUGGAGCUGCUGUUUGUGAUUGACAGCUCAGAAAGUGUGGGGACAGCAAACUUCCUGAUCAUCAAAAAUUUUGUGAAAACCCUGAUUGACCGGGCUGCUCUGGACCUUGCCAUAGUCCGCAUAGGCAUAAUCAACUACAGCCACAAGGUGGAGAGGGUGGCCCAGCUGACGCACUUCUCCAGCAAGGACGACUUCAAGCUGGUGGUGGACAACAUGCAGUACCUGGGGGAAGGUACCUACACGGCCACAGCCCUCCAUGAAGCCAACCUCAUGUUUCAAGCCGCAAGGCCGGGUGUCAAGAAAGUGGCCUUGGUCAUCACAGAUGGGCAGGCAGAUAGCCGAGAUCAAAAGAAUCUGACAGAGGUGGUGAAGGACGCCAGGGACGCCGCUGUGGAAAUAUUUGUGAUUGGGGUGGUGAAGAAAAAUGACCCCAACUUCGAUAUGUUCUACCAAGAAAUGAAUCUAAUUGCUAACGAUAGUGGGCACGUUUAUCAGUUUGAUGACUUCAGUGCCCUUCAAGACACACUGAAGAAAAGACUGUUUGAAAAACUCUGUAGGAAUUUUGAUGACUACCUCAAUGAAGUUUUGGGUUCGUCACUACUUCAGCCUGGACUUGGCGUGUCAGGGGAAGAGCUCAGUGUUUCCACGCCAGAGCCUCAGAAGAAAAUUUCUGAGUCAGUCAACAUCCUCGGAGCCCAGGACAAAGAGAAUGAGCCUCCAGAACCUACUCGGGCUGACUGGCUGGCCACCACCCCUUCAUCUGAGGCUGCCACCACCCUGGGGCCAUUGCUCAGCAUCCGCGAGGACAAGGCAGAGGGACCAGAAACAAGAACUCCCAGUGCCAUUUUGAACUUAGAGUUGGAAGACUGGGUGCACAAAGACCAUAGGUGUUUAGAGGACCUAAAGCCCGGAAACUGCAGUGAGUACGUGGUACGGUGGUAUUACGACAAGCAGGUCAACUCCUGCGCCCGCUUUUGGUUCAGUGGCUGUAACGGCUCAGGAAACAGAUUCACCAGUGAAAAGCAGUGUCAGGAAACCUGCGUUCAAGGAUGAGCCGGCCUGUGACCCGCAUUCAAGGUCAGUGGCACACACGCACACACAAAAAAAAAGCACUCAAGGAAAAAGGUGCUGGAAGAAGAGCCAUCUUAGCAAAAAUAAUUUUGUGUUGUUUGGUUAAAUGUUUGUGAUGUAAUAUUUGAUACUCCAAAAGAAUAUAAGCAAUGUACUUGUCGGUUUAAAAAUACUAUCAUAAGGUGAACACUAGUGAAUACUUCGCACAGAGGAUGACCAAUUCCACGGGGACUUCCGGUGCGUCCCUCCACCAUCCUAGCCCCUAUCUCCUGUCAGGGAUAAUUCAUCUUGAAUUGCGUGUUUACCGUUUUGCUUUGCUAUUGUUUCUUAUAUGUAAUUUUGCAGGUAAAACCACAUCUAUCUGUAUGUAUCUCUAAACAAUACACAAUUUUGCUUAUUUUAGAAUGUUAUAAAAAUGGUACCAUAUUUGAGUCUUUUGCAACUUGCUAUUUUCAUUCAAUAUUAUAAUUA